UUCAGAUGCAAGUGUGCAGGAUGAAUCAACAGUCACUAGUCUGACAGCAAGCUGCAGGUUAUAAAAAAGGGAGUUUGUCAAGAGAAAAGCAACAAAACACAGUCAGUAGAAGGUCAGGGUGAAAGGGAGAUUAGUAGCUAGUCAUGACCAGCUUGCUAUUGUUAGCCAACUCACCUUCACUGCGAACGACAGUGUUACUGCUGGUGGUGUUGGUAUUGGCUGCAGAUUUGAUAAUAUCCUUGGUUUCAGUAAACGCUCGAUCAGCACUCAGUUCUCCACUAACAUGUAUCGGUUAAAAAUAGGUUGAUGUCACUGGUACAUCAGCCAACACUGCUAUCCCUCUCAUUUAUUUCUCUUUUUUGCUCCACUUUCACUUCAUUUUCAAAUUUCUUGGACUUAGAGGCCCGUGAACUACGGCCCAAUUAACCCUAUGAUUUAUCUGUCACUGACUGUAUUAGCUACAUGCCACAAACCAGAGGCACUAACAAGCUCUGCUAUUUCAUUUCAAGCUUUUUUUUUUGUAAUAAGUCUAUACACAUUUUGUGAGGCUCUAGCCUAGAGACUAUAGAAAGCAAGAUUAUAAAUCUAUACGACGUCCGCAAUAGUUAAAGUCAAAACAGUUAUUUUGAAAGCUACGGUAGCAGGUAGCGUGGCCGAGCGGUCUAAGGCGCUGGAUUAAGGCUCCAGUCUCUUCGGGGGCGUGGGUUCGAAUCCCACCGCUGCCAACUUGUUUUGAAACAGUUUUUCUUGACACAUAACCAAAAUGAUGAAUGUAAUUUAAUGUAUAAUAAAUGUAAUUGACCGUUUUCGUACAUAAUAAUAUAAUCUCUCGACUAGGACAGUAAAACAUUAGAAAAGAGUGUCCCUCGUGACUGGUCUCUUAUUUUGAAAACAAUCCCCGUAAAUUGGAAGUAAUUUUGUGUCUUCCUUCACAACUCUUCAGAGAAGCCGGUUAAACGUCAGUUGGUAUUCUGCCGAGGUCUUUGGAACAGCCUUUUCAUUAUAUGUCAGUAUUAGACUUGUGCUUGUAAAUGAUCUCUUAUAUAUGUUUAUGAUUAUUAAAAAUGAAUAGAUCAAUGAAGCAUGAUAAGGGUUGUUCUUUAACUCUUGCACUGACUGUGUGCUCUGCUGCUAUUGGGGGAACUCUUCAGUAUGGCUACAACUUGGCCAUCGUCAAUGCACCCACUACCUACAUCCAGAAGUUUAUUAAUGAGACGUGUAUGGAGAGGUGGGGCACAGCUCUGGAGUCCAAUCAAUUGGUCCUUAUCUGGACCAUCAUAGUUUCUGCCUUUUCCCUUGGGGGACUGUUUGGGUCGCUGCUUGCUGGCCCAAUGGCAAUCCGAUUUGGUCGCAGGCAAACCCUGUUGCUGAAUAACUCAUUCCUUUUGGUUAGUACACUCAUGGUCCUGAGCAGUCGCUCAGCCAGAUCGUUUGAGAUGAUCAUCAUUGCUCGUUUGCUUGUAGGAGUUAAUGCGGGCGUGAGCAUGAAUGUCCAGCCUAUGUAUUUUGGGGAGAGUGCUCCUAAGGCCAUGAGGGGUGCUGUCGCCUUUUCCUCUGCUGUUUUCACAGCCAUGGGAAUCCUGCUGGGACAGGUGACAGGUUUGACUGAACUGUUGGGGAGUGAGGCUCUCUGGCCGUAUCUUCUAGCCAGCAAUGCUGUUCCUGGCCUGCUCCAGCUGCUCACUCUGCCCUGGUUCCCGGAGAGCCCUCGCUACCUGCUCAUCGACAGAGGCGAUAGAGAGGCCUGCAGUCGUGCUCUUACCCGCCUGAGGGGCUGUAAUGUGUCUGAUGCUGAGAUGGAGGAAAUCCUGGAGGAGCAGAAAGCAGUCGGUGAGGCUCGAGCCAAAUCACUGUGGGAACUACUGUCUGAUAGUAGUCUUCGGCGUCAGCUGUGCAUCGUCAUGGUAGCCAGCAGUUCCAUGAUGCUCUGUGGGAACGACUCCAUCUACUUCUAUGCCUCAUACAUAUUUCAGGAGGCAGGAAUACCCAUGGAUAAGAUCCAGUAUGUUACCAUUGGCACAGGUGCUUGUGAAUUCACUGCAGCUCUAAUUUGUAACUUACUGAUUGAAAGACUGGGUCGCCGCUUGCUCAUUGUUGUUGGGUAUGUGCUCAUGGCUGGCUGGGCAGCGGUGUUCACUCUGGCUCUGUCUCUGCAGGGUAAAGUGACUGGCAUGCCGUACCUGGGCAUGGUAUGUGUCUUUGCUUACAUCCUGAGCUUUGGCAUGGGUCCUGCAGGGGUAACCGGGAUACUGCCCACCGAGCUCUUCAACCAGAUGGCUCGACCUGCAGCUUACAUGAUGGCCGGCUCCAUGAUGUGGCUCAACCUCUUCCUGAUGGGAAUGGUCUUUCCUUUCAUAGUCAACAGUAUGGGCCAGUUUUGUUUCAUUCCUUUCUGUGCUGUGUGUGUGGUCUCAUCCAUAUUCAUCGGUCUUGUCUUACCUGAGACAAAAGGGAAGACUAUAGCUGAAAUCACUGCAGAGUUUGAGAAACGUAACACGAAGGCCUUAUCUAAUUCAACACAGGACCACUUACAGCUACAGGAAUCUCAACAUAUUAUCCAUCUGAAUUCUGAUGAUUGAUAGAGUUCAUACAAAGUGAUUAUACCAUUAUUUUACAUUAUUGUCCUUGCUGGCUUUGCAAUAUCACAUGAUAUGAAAUAAGAAAUCUGUGUUAUAUCCCCUUUGUUGAAUGUACAGUCAUUUGUUUUGGGAAGACAUUGGAUUUUUCUAGCAGACACCAUUUUUAAUUUUUAAAUCAUUUCUGAGUCAGUUAUUUACACCUGUGCAUAAUGAAUUUGCUGCUUGAUGGUAAUCCCAGUGUCAGUGUCUGAAUAAAUCUAAAUAGAGGACUUUAGGCAUCUUAAAGUUUGCUAAUUUCGCUGAUGGCAGCUUGUGAUAAAAACUGUGAUUAAAAACUACUCAACAGUGUCUGCACAGAAACAAGAACCCAUACCUCCAGUGACACAGACACUGGGUAGCCUGAUUUUACUGACAAUCAAAUUAUGUCAGAUUUAUUCUUUCUUCAAAAUGCAUGAUUGUACCAAAAACAAACUAUGCUGUCUCUGUAUGUAUGCGAGUUAAUAUUUUUGUAGGCCAUGACUUAUUUUUGACUGUGUAUGCACUGAUAAAAAACAUUGUACAGGACAAGCUAUUUAUGACCUAAUUUAAGUUUUAAAAUGUAAAAGUUAUAUUUUUGUUGCAGUGUAAAGGGACUGAACGAUAUGUAAUAUGUUAUUUCAAACUCUGAGAUUCUCUUCCAAUAUUCAAAUGCUACUACAUUAUUAAUCAUGGUGAUCUAUACAUAAAUUAUAGUGCCUCCUUUAUUAGAAAUGAUAUGAAUAUAUAUAUAUA
Messenger RNA from Pangasianodon hypophthalmus (striped catfish), 3350 nucleotides. Its product is annotated as solute carrier family 2, facilitated glucose transporter member 11. The transcript has a single exon. Lineage: Eukaryota; Metazoa; Chordata; Actinopteri; Siluriformes; Pangasiidae. The coding region runs from base 1065 to 2579 and encodes 504 amino acids. Gene Ontology annotation, cellular component: membrane. Gene Ontology annotation, molecular function: hexose transmembrane transporter activity. Gene Ontology annotation, biological process: monosaccharide transmembrane transport. The record is from RefSeq and is a predicted model, not a curated record.